UAAUAAUAAUAAAAAAAAACGAAUCGCAAAAUAUUGCCAAAUAAAUGCCAACAAUAUACCACAACGAAUACAAGUACUGAGCCACAGCGAAGCAAGUAACAAAGCGCAUGCGAAAAAAGUGCCAACAACAAGUAUUAAAUGACUAAGUGUAACCUCGAAAAAUAGAAUAAAAACAACGCAGACAGCGCAAACGAACCGAAAGAGAGAAAAAGAGCAAGUGCAAGUGCAUUAUGGGUAACGUAAACAGCUCAACGACGCAGAUGCAUCGUGAGCGCCACAAGUCAACUGACCUCUCAACGCCAAGCUCGCCCGCCCACUUUCGCGACGCGGUGGGAGUGAGCAGCGCUGCUGCCGUUGGCGGAGGAGGUGGAGUGGGCGCUGGCGGGAAAGCGUUCUCGUUCGAUAAAAAGCAUACGGCAGUCUUAAACGAGGGUUCGUCGCAAGAAGACGAAGACCCGUAUUAUACGAGAACUAAUCGCUCCACAACAACAGCAACAACAACAAAAGCAGCUGCUGUUGUUGAUAACGAGUUAGGUACAGCUGCAGCGCUUACAGCUGAGCAAAGCAUGGAGGAGCAACAAAAGGAUGAGGAGCAACUGGAGGGAUCACUGAACGCUGACGAGGACGAUGAGGCCGCGGAGCUAAGGAAGACAGCGUUGCCCACGGUGCUGCGCUGGGAUUAUGGCGGCAAAAAUGUAACCAUCUCGGGCACAUUCUCAGAGUGGAAGCCCAUACCUAUGGUGCGUAGUCAUGGCAACUUUGUGACCAUCAUAGAUCUACCCGAGGGCGAUCAUCAGUACAAGUUCUGCGUGGAUGGCGAGUGGAAACACGAUCCAAAACUGAAAAGCGUUGAGAACGACGAGGGCAACAAGAACAAUUUGGUAUCAGUGCGUGCCUCGGACUUUGAGGUAUUCCAGGCACUGGCCAAGGAUAGUGAAAAUGUAACCAACUUCGCCGAGAAGGAGUACUCCCAGGAAGUGCCGCAGGUCAAGCCCUGGGAGAAGGUAUCAGGACCGCCAAAUUUGCCGCCGCAUCUACUGCAAGUCAUACUCAACAAGGAUACGCCGUUAUCUUGCGAGCCUACAUUGUUGCCAGAGCCAAAUCAUGUGAUGCUCAACCAUCUAUAUGCGCUAUCCAUUAAGGAUGGGGUUAUGGUGCUCAGCGCCACGCAUCGUUAUCGCAAAAAAUAUGUUACUACGCUGCUCUACAAGCCCAUUUAAUCCUAGGGAGGAGGGAGUGGUACUUUUUUUAUAUAAAAAUUUAGCUUUAUAAGCCCCUUUCAACUAUUCAUUUGUAGUGUUUUUUGUUAAGCGUUUUAUUUUUAUUAUUGAUUAAAUAUAUAUAUUAUCUGGAAUUUGAAAAAAUA
This is a messenger RNA of Drosophila busckii, 1366 nucleotides long. It is a transcript of the gene alc, whose product is annotated as 5'-AMP-activated protein kinase subunit beta-1. Gene Ontology annotation, molecular function: protein kinase binding. The transcript has 3 exons. The record is from RefSeq and is a predicted model, not a curated record. The coding region runs from base 231 to 1220 and encodes 329 amino acids. Gene Ontology annotation, biological process: signal transduction. Lineage: Eukaryota; Metazoa; Arthropoda; Insecta; Diptera; Drosophilidae. Gene Ontology annotation, cellular component: nucleotide-activated protein kinase complex; nucleus; cytoplasm.